Molecule: messenger RNA, 282 nt
Organism: Phytophthora nicotianae INRA-310
Lineage: Eukaryota; Oomycota; Peronosporomycetes; Peronosporales; Peronosporaceae
Exons: 1
Coding region: 1-282 (93 amino acids)
Source: RefSeq, a predicted model, not a curated record
AUGUCCGCGGCGAUCAAACUCGUGGAGGACGUGGAGGACGACCAGGAGAAGACGGUAUCAACGCUUGACCCUCGACAGCUUGGUCAGGCUGCGAGCACUGAGAUAAUGGGCUGGCUGCGUAUGAACCUGUUGCAGAUGGCAAGCGCAGCGUUGGCGGUUGGAUCGGAGUCGGCGUUGCUGGUUGUGUUGGAGGGGAAGACUCGACUAACGUCAACAACGACGCUUCAUUAUCCUCUAGUGUGUAAUGGGGACUUGUUGAACGGGUUCGCGGACGGGAUGUAG